CGCACUUUGCGUAACGAGGGGGGUUACCAAAGGCCUAGGGCUUGGCCUUGGGCAAGCCCAGGCUAUCCCAUGUAUGGGGGUGGGUGACCGGCGAGGCUGAGGAAGAAGAGAAAGGGAAUUGGGCGUUUGAAGGGAUUAUAAUUUCUUUAAAAAGAAGGGGUAGGGAGAGGCCAUGGCCGUCCCAGCCAAAAAGAGGAAGAUGAACUUCUCUGAGCGAGAGGUGGAGAUCAUCGUGGAGGAGCUGGAACUGAAGAAGCACCUGCUGGUGAACCACUUCAACGCCGGGGUCCCCUUGGCUGCCAAGAGCGCGGCCUGGCACAGCAUCCUGAGAAGGGUUAACGCUGUGGCCACCUGCCGCAGAGAGCUGCCAGAGGUCAAGAAGAAGUGGUCUGAUCUCAAGACCGAGGUCCGUCGCAAGGUUGCCCAGGUCCGGGCAGCCGUGGAGGGUGGUGAGGCCCCAGGGCCCACUGAGGAAGAUGGAGCUGGUGGGCCAGGGACAGGUGGUAGCAGUAGUGGCGGUGGCCCAGCUGUAGCCCCCGUACUGCUCACUCCCAUGCAACAGCGCAUCUGCAAUCUGCUGGGCGAGGCCACCAUCAUCAGCCUACCCAGUACCACAGAGAUCCACCCCGUGGCCCUCGGACCCCCGGCUACUGCAGCCACAGCCACGGUCACCCUGACACAGAUCCCCACAGAGACCACCUAUCACACGCUGGAAGAGGGCGUGGUGGAGUACUGCACAGCGGAGGCCCCCCCACCCCUGCCGGCGGAGGCACCUGUGGAGAUGAUCACCCAGCACGCUGACCCCUCCGUCAAGCCUCAGGCGCUCAAGAGCCGCAUAGCCCUCAACUCGGCCAAACUCAUCCAGGAGCAGCGGGUCACCAAUCUGCACGUGAAGGAGAUCGCGCAGCACCUGGAGCAGCAGAAUGACCUGCUGCAGAUGAUCCGCCGCUCGCAGGAGGUACAGGCCUGUGCCCAGGAGCGCCAGGCCCAGGCCAUGGAGGGCACGCAGGCGGCCCUGAGCGUCCUCAUCCAGGUCCUCCGGCCCAUGAUCAAAGAUUUCCGCCGCUACCUGCAGAGCAACACACCCAACCCUGCCCCCGCCUCUGACCCUGGGCAGAUGGCCCAGAAUGGGCAGCCAGACAGUAUUAUCCAGUGAGGGCUGGCACCGAGCCGGCCUUCUGCUGCGAUUGGAUGACACUGCCGUGGUCUUGUAGGAGUGUUCUGUGGCUGGCUGUUGGCUAGGGCCGGCCGCCUGGACAGGUCCCUCUUUAAUAGAC
This is a messenger RNA of Pteronotus mesoamericanus, 1277 nucleotides long. It is a transcript of the gene NAIF1, whose product is annotated as nuclear apoptosis inducing factor 1. Gene Ontology annotation, cellular component: nucleus. The transcript has 2 exons. Bases 173 to 1156 code for a protein of 327 amino acids. Lineage: Eukaryota; Metazoa; Chordata; Mammalia; Chiroptera; Mormoopidae. The record is from RefSeq and is a predicted model, not a curated record.